AUGCCAACCUCCCUCGGUGCGUACGCGGAAAUCUCGCUUCCCCUUCCCCUUCCUCUUCCUCUCCCUGCCUUCCUCUCCUCUUGCUUCCUGCCAUCAUCCCCUCUCCCGUCCUGCCUUCAUCUCCUCUCCCGUGCUGCCUUCAUCUCCUCUCCCGUGCUGCCAUCAUCUCCUCUCCCGUGCUGCCAUCAUCUCCUCUCCCGUGCUGCCAUCAUCUCCUCUCCCGUGCUGCCUUCAUCUCCUCUCCCGUGCUGCCUUCAUCUCCUCUCCCGUGCUGCCAUCAUCUCCUCUCCCGUGCUGCCAUCAUCUCCUCUCCUUCCCGUGCUGCCAUCAUCUCCUCUCCCGUGCUGCCAUCAUCUCCUCUCCCGUGCUGCCAUCAUCUCCUCUCCCGUGCUGCCAUCAUCUCCUCUCCCGUGCUGCCAUCAUCUCCUCUCCCGUGCUGCCAUCAUCUCCUCUCCCGUGCUGCCAUCAUCUCCUCUCCCGUGCUGCCAUCAUCUCCUCUCCCGUGCUGCCAUCAUCUCCUCUCCCGUGCUGCCAUCAUCUCCUCUCCCGUGCUGCCAUCAUCUCCUCUCCCGUGCUGCCAUCAUCUCCUCUCCCGUGCUGCCAUCAUCUCCUCUCCCGUGCUGCCAUCAUCUCCUCUCCCGUGCUGCCAUCAUCUCCUCUCCCGUGCUGCCAUCAUCUCCUCUCCCGUGCUGCCAUCAUCUCCUCUCCCGUGCUGCCAUCAUCUCCUCUCCCGUGCUGCCAUCACCUCCUCUUCCGGCCUGCAUUCAUCUCCUCUCCCUUCCUGCCUCCCUCUCCCCCCUCUUUCUGUCCUCCCUUCUCCCCUCUAUUUCUGUCCUCUCUCUUCUCCCGUGCGGCCCUCCCUCCUCUCCUCUCACAUCCUGCCCUCCCCUCUGCCCUGCCAUCCUCUCCAAUCCAGCCCACGGAUAA
Messenger RNA from Closterium sp. NIES-65, 927 nucleotides. NCBI's taxonomy places the organism in Eukaryota, Viridiplantae, Streptophyta, Zygnematophyceae, Desmidiales, Closteriaceae. The record is from the annotation of a GenBank genome assembly.